Messenger RNA from Onychostruthus taczanowskii (white-rumped snowfinch), 4440 nucleotides. RefSeq names its product hornerin-like. Bases 1 to 4389 code for a protein of 1462 amino acids. Gene Ontology annotation, molecular function: DNA-binding transcription factor activity, RNA polymerase II-specific; RNA polymerase II cis-regulatory region sequence-specific DNA binding. The transcript has 5 exons. The record is from RefSeq and is a predicted model, not a curated record. Lineage: Eukaryota; Metazoa; Chordata; Aves; Passeriformes; Passeridae. Gene Ontology annotation, biological process: regulation of transcription by RNA polymerase II.
AUGCUGGUGAAGCGCCCCCGGUGCCGCUCGUGUUCCCGUGGCACCGGCAGACCCCGGCCCUCCCCUGCUGCCCCGCACAGCGCCACAGCCGCGGCCUUUCCCGGUGCUCCCAGUCCGGACAGGGAGGAGGAGGAGGAGAGAGGGGGUGGGGAUGAAGAACAGGAGGAGGAAGAGCAGGAUUUCCCCAUCCCCAAGCCCAACAUCGUGUCGCGGCUGGAGCCCGAGGAGGAGCUGGGGGUGCCGGACCCCAACGACUCCAAGGAGUGGGAGAUCCUCAGGGUGGCCCCUGCAGGGCGGGGCCGGCGCGGCGGUGGGCGUGGCCAGCCGGCCCCGCCCCCCAAGCCCUUCACCUGCCUGGCGUGCGGCAAGGGCUUCACGCGCAGCUCCAACCGCAACGCGCACCUGCGCACGCACCUGCCCCUGGGCCACGCCCCCCAGCGGGCCCGCCCCCUGCGCCAGGUGAGCCCGCGGCGCUUCGGGUGCGGCCAGUGCGGGCGGAGCUUCGGCCGCGGCGCCCACCUGAGCGCGCACCUGCGCGCGCACCUGGGCGAGCGGCCCUACACCUGCGCCGAGUGUGGGCGGGGCUUCAGCUACAGCUCCGCCUUCCUCAAGCACCGCCGCGCCCACGGGCAGCCGGAGGAGGAGGGGAGGAAGAGGAGGAGGAGGAAGGGCGCGCCCGGGCUCACCUGUGCCGGGCACACCUGUCCGCGCUGCGGGGCGGGGUUUGCAGACGGCCACGCCCUCCUGGCGCACCUGCACGGGCACGCCGCGGACACGCCCCUGGGCUGUGCCACGCCCGACGUGUGUGCCACGCCCCUGGGCUGUGCCACGCCCUACACCUGCGGGGAUUGUGGGAAGGGCUUCGGGGGAAGCUCCGCCCUCAUCCGGCACCAGCGGCUGCACCUGGGGAAGGAGGCGGCGGGGAGGGGGAGGGGCGCGGGGGGCGGCGAGCCCCGCAACGGCUGCGGGGGGUGCGGGCUGGCCGGACACCGGAGUGACCACCGGAGUGACCACUGCCGGAGUGACCACAGCAUUGACCACGGGAGUGACCGCGGGAGUGACCACCGCCGGAGUGACCAGUGCCGGAGUGACCACCGGAGUGACCGCGGGAGUGACCACCGGAGUGACCGCGGGAGUGACCAUCGGAGUGACCACUGCGGGAGUGACCGCGGGAGUGACCAUCAGAGUGACCACUGCGGGAGUGACCGCGGGAGUGACCAUCAGAGUGACCACGGGAGUGACCAGUGCCGGAGUGACCGCGGGAGUGACCACCGGAGUGACCACGGGAGUGACCAUCAGAGUGACCACCGGAGUGACCACGGGAGUGACCAGUGCCGGAGUGACCGCGGGAGUGACCAUCGGAGUGACCAGUGCCGGAGUGACCACACGAGUGAGCACCAGAGUGACCACCGGAGUGACCAUGGACACAGGAGUGACCACCGGAGUGACCGCGGGAUUGACCAUCGGAGUGACCACGGACACAGGAGUGACCACGGGAGUGACCACAGCACUGACCACUGCCAGAGUGACCACCACAGUGACCAUGGACAGGGGAGUGACCACAGGAGUGACCAUGGCCGCAGUGACCACAGCACUGACUACAGGAGUGACCACAGACACGGGAGUGACCAUGGACAUAGGAGUGGCCACAGGAGUGACCGCGGGAGUGACCACGAGAGUGACCGCAGCCACGGGAGUGACCACUGUGGUGACCAAGGGAGUGACCACGGCCACAGGGGUGACCACUGUGCUGACCACGGCUCCGGACACAGCCCUGACCAUCGCAGCGGUCAGUGGGGCCACUCCGGACAGCUGGACAUCAGUAAUGGUCAGCAGGAGCACAGCAGCGGUCAGCGAGGUGGCCACAGACAGAGGAGUGACCACAGCAGCGGUCAGCGGGGCGGCUCCGGACAGAGGAGUGACCACAGCAGCGGUCAGCGGGGCGGCUCCGGACAGAGGAGUGACCACAGCAGCGGUCAGCGGGGCGGCUCCGGACAGCCGGACACGGCCGGCGAUGACCAGCACCCCCCCCAGAGCAGCGGUCAGCAGCAGGGCAGCGAUGACCACAGCGGUGACCACAGCGGUGACCACAGCAGUGACCACAGCGAUGACCACAGCGGUGACCGAGCCGACUGCCCCCACGCCGGUGCUGAGCCCGGGGGUGACCACUGUCCACUCAGCUGCCCAGACUGCGGCCAAAGUUUCACCCUGAGCGUCCAGCGGCAGCGCCGCGGCCACACCGCACUGACCGGGACUGGCCAGGCCACAGUGACCAGAACCAGCCAGGCCACGCUGACCAGAACUGGCCACGCCACGGUGACCAGCACCGGCCGGAGCCGCGGUCACACCGCACUGACCAGUGCUGGCCGGAGCUGUGGCCACACCCCACUGACCAGCACCAGCCACACCAAGGUGACCAGCUCUGGCCAGAGCUGUGGCCGGGCUGCACUGACCAGUACCAGCCAGGCCACGCUGACCAGAACCAGCCAGGCCACGCUGACCAGAACCAGCCAUGCCACGCUGACUGUCCCCGGCCGGAGCUCUGGCCACACCACACUGACCAGAACUGGCCGGAGCUGUGGCCGGGCUGCACUGACCAGUACCAGCCAGGCCACGCUGACCAGCCCUGCCCAGGCCACGCUGACCAGUACUAGCCAGGCCACGCUGACCAGUACCAGCCAGGCCACGCUGACCAGUACCAGCCAGGCCACGCUGACCAGAACCAGCCAGGCCACGCUGACCAGAACCAGCCAGGCCACGCUGACCAGCCCUGCCCAGGCCACGCUGACCAGUACCAGCCAGGCCACGCUGACCAGUCCUGCCCAGGCCACGCUGACCAGUACCAGCCAGGCCACGCUGACCAGAACCAGCCAGGCCACGCUGACCAGAACCAGCCAGGCCACGCUGACCAGUGCCAGCCAGGCCACGCUGACCAGCCCUGCCCAGGCCACGCUGACCAGAACCAGGCAGGCUGCAGUGACCAGUACCAGCCAGGCCACGCUGACCAGCCCUGCCCAGGCCACGCUGACCAGUGCCAGCCAGGCCACGCUGACCAGAACCAGCCAGGCCACGCUGACCAGAACCAGCCAGGCCACGCUGACCAGUGCCAGCCAGGCCACGCUGACCAGCCCUGCCCAGGCCACGCUGACCAGAACCAGGCAGGCUGCAGUGACCAGUACCAGCCAGGCCACGCUGACCAGCCCUGCCCAGGCCACGCUGACCAGUGCCAGCCAGGCCACGCUGACCAGAACCAGCCAGGCCACACUGACCAGUGCCAGCCAGGCCACGCUGACCAGCCCUGCCCAGGCCACGCUGACCGUCGCCCGCCGGCCGCACGAGUGCCUGGACUGCGGCAAAUCCCUGCAGCCGCGCCGCCGCUCCGGCCAGUCCGGUCACUCUGUCCAGUCCGGCCGCUCCGGCCGCUCCGGCCGCAGGCCCGCGGCGCCGGGCGUCCCCAACACGUGCGGCGAGUGCUGGCAGAGCUUCGGGCAGAGCUCGGACCUGGCCAAGCACCUGCGCAUCCACACGGGCGAGAAGCCGUACGCCUGCGGGCACUGCGGCAAGCGCUUCAACGUCAGCUCCAACCUGAUCCGGCACCGGCGCAUCCACACCGGGGAGCGGCCGUACGGCUGCGCCGACUGCGGCAAGAGCUUCACCGACAAGUCCACGCUGAGCCAGCACCGGCGCACGCACACCGGGGAGCGCCCGUACGCCUGCGGGCUCUGCGGCAAGAGCUUCAGCCGCAGCUCGCACCACCGGCGCCAGGCCACACUGACCAGUGCCAGCCAGGCCACGCUGACCAGCCCUGCCCAGGCCACGCUGACCGUCGCCCGCCGGCCGCACGAGUGCCUGGACUGCGGCAAAUCCCUGCAGCCGCGCCGCCGCUCCGGCCAGUCCGGUCACUCUGUCCAGUCCGGCCGCUCCGGCCGCUCCGGCCGCAGGCCCGCGGCGCCGGGCGUCCCCAACACGUGCGGCGAGUGCUGGCAGAGCUUCGGGCAGAGCUCGGACCUGGCCAAGCACCUGCGCAUCCACACGGGCGAGAAGCCGUACGCCUGCGGGCACUGCGGCAAGCGCUUCAACGUCAGCUCCAACCUGAUCCGGCACCGGCGCAUCCACACCGGGGAGCGGCCGUACGGCUGCGCCGACUGCGGCAAGAGCUUCACCGACAAGUCCACGCUGAGCCAGCACCGGCGCACGCACACCGGGGAGCGCCCGUACGCCUGCGGGCUCUGCGGCAAGAGCUUCAGCCGCAGCUCGCACCACCGGCGCCACCAGCGCACCCACGCCGGGGGAACCGGGGGGGCUGGGGGUGCUGGGAGCACUGGGAUGGGGGCUGGGGGCACCGGGGGGGUGACGCAGCUCUGGGGGUUCCCCAGCCAGGCUUGCUGAGCGGGGUUUUGGUCAGGAAAAUUAAAGAGAAUUUGGAAUAUUGGGGAUUUU